Messenger RNA from Plodia interpunctella (Indianmeal moth), 1699 nucleotides. RefSeq lists its product as uncharacterized. The transcript is spliced from 7 exons. Gene Ontology annotation, cellular component: mitochondrion. Gene Ontology annotation, molecular function: tRNA dimethylallyltransferase activity. The record is from RefSeq and is a predicted model, not a curated record. Lineage: Eukaryota; Metazoa; Arthropoda; Insecta; Lepidoptera; Pyralidae. The coding region runs from base 27 to 1496 and encodes 489 amino acids. Gene Ontology annotation, biological process: tRNA modification.
AUAGUGAAGUUCGCGCGACUGGCCUGAUGAUGGCUCUUCGGAGUGUUAUUUCUUCUCGUAUUCCAAUGGUGAUAAUUUUAGGUGCAACUGGUACCGGAAAAACUAAGUUAAGUGUGGAACUGGCUCAAAAAUUUGGUACGGAGAUCAUCAGCGCUGAUUCCAUGCAGAUAUACAAAGGAUUAGACGUGGUGACGGCCAAGGCGAGCGUGCAGGAACGGGAGACGGUGAAGCAUCAUCUCCUUGACAUCCUGGAGCCGCACCAGAUGUUCACAGUCGUCGACUUCAGGAAUAGAGCCCUCAAGAUUAUUGACAAUUUGACAGAACAGGGCAAAAUACCUGUAAUAGUGGGCGGUACUCAUUAUUACAUAGAAUCUAUCGUGUACAAGAUACUUGUCGAAGAUACGGACGACACAGAAGUUUUGCUUUGGGAUAAAAGUAGAAAAAGAGAUUUUGAUUCAAAAGAUAAUGAUGAAAUCAAAAGAAAGAAGACAGCGACAGAUGAUGAUGUAAAAAGAGAAGAUGAACUAUCAAAAAGUAUUGCUAAAAAUCAAUCAGUAUUGGAAGAGCAAGGAACGAGUAGAGAAGGAAGCGGAGAAGAUAGAGAAAUUGUUAAAGCGGAGCUACAAAAAUUUUUUGACAAUGAAAAUCAAUUUUCGAACGAAGAAAUACAUGCGAAGUUGCAUUCUGUUGAUCCUGUGAUGGCAGCUCAACUGCAUCCUAACAAUAGGAGGAAAGUAUUAAGGUCCAUGGAGGUAUUCCUGAAGAGCGGUCGACUCCACAGCGACAUCUUGGCUGAGCAGAAACUGAGCGAAGGAGAGCUCAGGAGACCAGGGUCCACCGUCAUAUUGUGGCUCAAGUGCGAACAGUCGGUCCUCGACAAGCGGCUCGACGCUAGGGUUGACGCCAUGUUGGAGGAGGGCCUCAUCAGGGAACUCUUGGACUUCCACGACAGGCACAACAAGCACAGGAUACAGGAUGGCAUGGCCGCAGACUACACAAAAGGCGUCUUCCAAACGCUUGGCUUCAAAGAGUUCCACAAAUACCUGAUAUUGACGGAGGACCAGAGACAAUCCGAAGACGGGAAGAAACUCCUCCAGCUGAGCAUAGACAAUAUGAAAGCGGCGACCAGGCGGUACGCGCGCCGCCAGAACAAAAUUGUCAGAGGGAGAUUUUUACAACAUCCCUUCAGACAGAUUCCCCCUGUGUAUGAAUUAGACACUACGGACAUCACAUCGUGGGAAGAAAACGUGAAAAAUAAAGCGGAAACGAUUAUUUCUAGUUUUCUAAAUGAGACUCCGUGCGACUAUGAACCGCUAAAAUUAAAAAUAGACGAAGAAAAAAAGAAUAUUGACGGCAAAUCUUAUAAUUAUUGCGAAAUUUGUUCAAGGCUCAUUAUAGGAGAUAAAACAUAUGAAAUUCAUUUGAAAUCAAACAGGCAUAUGAAAGUUUUGAAAAAGAAGACAAAUAAUAUAAAUCAACAAGAACCAACAACGUGAACAAGUUUCUUAGUUAUAAAAACAUAUAAAAUGAAUUGACAUUGUGUUUAAAGCAAAUUUCUGUUGUAUCGUAUAACGUAAAAAAUAGUUGUGACAUCAAGUGACAGAUUCUUUGUAUGUUGGUUCGGUGGAAGAUUGGGUAGUAAGAAGUUACUAGUACAUAAGUAGAAUUGUAUUUGAGAAGAAUAAAGAAGUUUUAAUUA